This is a messenger RNA of Aspergillus costaricaensis CBS 115574, 1116 nucleotides long. RefSeq lists its product as uncharacterized. NCBI's taxonomy places the organism in Eukaryota, Fungi, Ascomycota, Eurotiomycetes, Eurotiales, Aspergillaceae. Bases 1 to 1116 code for a protein of 371 amino acids. The record is from RefSeq and is a predicted model, not a curated record. The transcript has 4 exons.
AUGAACGACCCCUUGAAACAGUAUCUAAAAUUCUCCGAUGCGGACCGACACGCUGGAGUGACUAUCACGAGAUCCAAGGAGCAUCAGGAAUCCAAGCCAUGCUACUUCUACUGGUCCCCCAGCACCGAUGAAGGAUUCAGGGUCUUUCGUGACUCGCCCAGUGAGGGCCUAAUGGAGGUGGAGGUGGAGUCAGAUUGCUCCUCACCAAUAACGCGGCAAUCAACCCCUCUUCACCUCUGGUACUUGGGUGCGGAUGAUGAAGCCGUGUCGUGGGAUAUCCCUCUUGGCGAGAAUCUAUCUCGAUCCGUUAUAAAAAGUGAAUGGAUCACAUACGAGCUCUUCUGGCCCGGAGGUGAGGUUCAUUUUUGGGAUUGGGGAUCGAAGGAUACAAGUAAAGAAACGUUGGAAAUCACGGAGCUGGAGGCGAACUCGACCCCGAUGACACUGCCUGGAGGCGCACGAUGCUCUUUCAGAUUGAUCGAAGGUAGUGCGCCGCCACCGCGGCCAAGGCGUUCAAGUUCUCCUGUGCUCGAAGUGGAUCCUGACACUCUUGCCCCAGGCGUACCGAUUCUUACCCUCGAGAUCGAAGCACCGCCGACAUGGAGAACCCAGGAAAGCUGGCCUUUGACCUGGAAGCUUACCUACCAUGGGGUAUCAGGAGACGAGACCCCCCGACCGAUUACCUUCUCAGUCAAUGACUUGUAUGCUUGGAAGGCAUCUUGCUUCUAUCGGCGUAGUCCGGAAACGGGAGAGUGGAACUCCUGGCGCAGUUAUUCUACGGCCGGAUACGCUGUGUUCGAGGAAGAAGAUGUUCCGUGCGCAGUGGGUACAAGCGACGGUUUUAUGUCACUACAGCCCAACGAGACCUGGACUGAAGUGCGAGAGCUUGAGACUAUGAUUGAUCUACCAGAAGAUGCUCGAGAUGGAGAGGUCUUGCGACACCUGUUCAAAGGAUGCAGGUUAAGUUGGUGGGACUGGGGAACAAAGGAAGAUCAUAUAGAUACCAUUGUAUCAGUCAUCGGAUUCGGCGUGAUUACAAGUCCACCCGAUAAUGAUGGACGGCCAGAGGUGGUGAUACCAGCUUCCGAUAUGGUAGAGUUCACAGUUGUGAACUAA